Molecule: messenger RNA, 821 nt
Organism: Mya arenaria
Lineage: Eukaryota; Metazoa; Mollusca; Bivalvia; Myida; Myidae
Exons: 2
Coding region: 34-465 (143 amino acids)
Source: RefSeq, a predicted model, not a curated record
GACUCUUGCAGUUGUCGCACACUUUGGGCAAAUAUGCAGCUGGUCGGUAUCUUGCUGCUUCAGUUACUUGCGAUGACAACGGGUGAGGUUUCAACCCAAGACUAUCAGAAGUACACGGGUUCGGCAUUGACGGGAACAAUUUUAGAUAAGACGACAGCGCGUUCGGUCAUGAGGUGCAGCUCGCUGUGCGCGCAACACGGAAAUACCGGUGAAAGCUGCCACGCGGCUCGCUACAACGGCGAGACACGUGCUUGUGAACUGAUGUCACGCAGUAGCAGUGGCAAGGAGCGGUGGCUGAGUGACGGCGAGUGGAAAAUAUAUACGAAUCAGCGGCCAGAAACGACGGCGAGAACGGACAGAGGCAAUGGGACACCUGGAACUUCAACAAACCCGACUAUGACCCCGGUCAACACACGUCCGAACUGGAUUAAACCUAGAGAAAAAGUGACAAAGGCGCCAAAAUAAAGAAGGGCGGACAAUUAAACAUUCGGCGCUAAGAAAGAGUUCCCUCCCUUGAUAAUUAUUAAAUUUUCUCAAAAUUAGUUAAAACAUUGCCAUGGUUUACAGUGUGUAUCACUGGGUAUUUACUCUGAACCCUUUGUGGCUCGUUUUACAAUAGAAAUGAUUAAGUUUCAAAGUUUGAUUCGCAUAACAUCCAGAAGGCCAUGACCCAUGUGGACAAAUAGUAUUAUCAGUAUUUACAGGUGAACGCAUAUACGAAAUAUAGUAAAUGUCUGUACACCAAUAGUAAAAACAUCAAGCAAGAAAGCAAAAUACUUAAGUAAGUUUGACAUUUUUACUUUCUAUACUGUAUGACAAUU